Molecule: messenger RNA, 2625 nt
Organism: Linum trigynum
Lineage: Eukaryota; Viridiplantae; Streptophyta; Magnoliopsida; Malpighiales; Linaceae
Source: the annotation of a GenBank genome assembly
AUUCAUAAAAUACGGAUAAUAAACGUAUUAUACGGGUUUAAUACGUGUUUAGUACGAGAGUCAUCAAAUGAACAGAGAAUAAUAAAAUGGCUUGAUAAUAAUACGGAUACGGAAGUUUUAAACGGAUAAAAUACGUACGAGUACUUAUAAGUGUAUUAAACGGAGUAUUUACUAAUUAUGGCUACAAAUAAGGUAACUUAGUAAAUAUAUUGUAUUCAAAUAAUACAAAAAAAAAAUUUGUACCAACCCACCACAGAGCAGUGGAAAAUUCAUGUAAUUAAUUGACUCACAUAUUCCCUCCAAAAUUUGUACCAACCCUCUCUCGCCCUACUUGUUUCUACUUGUGGCGGAGGGGCUGUCUGCGUACUUUGCGAAGCAAGAACAGAGAGGAAGAUCCAUGGCAUCUCUGUUGCUGGGGGUGCUCCGGUGGUGUCUCACCUCUUUUUCGCUGACGACUCUCUCUUUUUUGCUAGGGCUACAGAACGAGAAGGCCUGGAGUUACGUCGAAUCCUACAAGACUACGAGAAGGAGUCGGGGCAGUUGGUUAGUCUGGAAAAGUCGGAGGUGACGUUUAGUCCGAACGUAUAGCCGCACCAACGUCUCCAAGUUAGCUCGAUUCUUGGUAUGAAGAUAGUUGAGAAGCACGACAAGUAUUUGGGGUUGGUGACUCAGGUGGACAGAUCCAAAAAAGAAUUGUUUACCUAUCUGAAGGACAGAAUUCGAAAGAAGUUGUCGGGUUAUAAGGAGAAGUUUAUGUCAGCGGCGGCUAGGGAAGUUCUUAUCAAAUCAGUUAUCCAAGCACAGUUGACGUAUACAAUGGGAGUGUUUAAGGUACCAGAAGGUAUAAUUGAUGAGAUCCAUAGUAUGAUUAUGAGGUUUUGGUGGGGACAAAAGGGGGAGGAGACACGAAUUCCUUGGAUUGCUAGGGAGGAGUUGAUCGCGCGGAAGCAAGAGGGCGAAAUGGGUUUUCGGGACCUUAGGGGCUUCAAUGUAGCUUUGUUGGCUCGACAGAUGUGGAACCUGUAUCAACGGCCAUCCUCGUUGGUUGCUAGAUUAAUGAAAGCAAAAUAUUACAAGAAAAGCUCAGUGUUGGAUGCGUCCCUAGGUUACCGGCCUAGUUACGUAUGGCGGAGGCUAAUGGGGGUGCAGGAAUUCCUUCUUAAUGGUCUGCGAUGGACGAUAGGCAAUGGUGCUUCGGUACGUAUAUGGGGAGAUAGGUGGUUGCCAUCGACUCCCGGUUAUAUUAUCCAGUCGGCUCCGAUGGGGUUGCCAGUGGAGUCGGUGGUUCGCGAGUUGAUCGAGGAGGAAACUGAACAGUGGGAUGAUACGUUGCUUGAAAGCUGUUUCCCUACAGCAAUGGUCGACGCCAUCCACCAGAUUCCUCUUUGAGGGUCGACCGAGGAGGACCGGCGGGUGUGGGCGGGCAGUCGGAAUGGUGACUAUUCAGCUCGAGAAGGCUAUAGAAAAUGGCUGGAGGAUUUCAGGAAUGAGAGGGGACGUGUCAUGGUGGGUGAACCUAGCAUAUGGAAACGCAUAUGGUCGUUGCAAGUUCCACCUAAGGUGCGGGUUUUCAUGUGGCGGUUUGCUCGUCACUCUCUUCCCACAGGUGAUCAUUUAAGCGAGAGAAGCCAACGCCAUGGAGACAAAUGUCCUUACUGUAACUUAAGGGAGACACAAUCCCACCUGUUUUUUUAUUGUUCUUGGACGAGUCGGCUUUGGCGUGAGUCCCAUGUAGCUCACUGUUUCAUGCUGAAAGGGACGCGCGACUGCUUGGAGUGGUUUGGCCAUGUUGGUGCAAGUGUCUCGGAUGGGGAGUUGGAAGAUUGGUGCAUGCUCCUUUGGAUAAUAUGGAGGGAACGAAAUGCGCAUGUGUUCAAUGGUACGAAGCUGGCGGAGGGAUAUAUUGAUGAAGGCGUGCUCUAUCCUUGAUGAAUAUCGGCAGCGCCAAGUCCGGGAAGAGGUAAUUGCGGGUGAACAGUUGGAGGGAAAAUGGAGGGGAGGAUCAAAGUAAAUACUGACGCCGGUUCGUUUACGAAUGGAGGAGGUUUAGGCGUGGUCAUCCGGGAUCACGCGGGACGCUUCCUGUUGGCUGCAGCAAAGAAAAUUAGAGGAGUACCCAACCCGGAAUGAAAUGAAGCUCUGGCGGCUGAACUGGGGUUACAACUGGUAAAACAACAUGUGCUUGGAGUACCGAUCCUAGAGCUGGAUUGUUUAACAGUGGUUAAGUCCAUAAGAGAAGCAGAAACGAUAAAUAUGGAGCUGGGGACGAUCUGUCAAAGUAUAAGACGACUGUUGGAUUCGAUCCCGGGUGGAAGGAUAGAACAUGUCAGCCAGAAGGCGAAUGAAGCUGCGCAUAUUAUGGCCCAUUCAGAGACGAGAUGGAAUGUGGCGGAGGUUUGGUUUGAUCGCCCGCCAAUUUUUCUGGUCGAUCAUUUGAAACUUGAUGAUGUAUUUAUGCCCAUAAAUCAAUAAAGCUUCGUGCAGAUUUCAAUAAAAAAAAUAUUGUAGCAUGUCCAAAACUAAAGAAUACUUAACCAAAGAUUCAUUUUAAAAUCUAACCAUAUUCACCUCAAAUAUGACAUUACCUCCCUUUAAUACUAAUUGAAAUACAUUUUAUAUCGAUCC